GUUAUCACUCGCCAGUCGCGUUCGGUUUCACUGGUUUCAGUAUUCACGUGCUGUACCUGGGCUCCUGGCCCUUGUCUGGUCCGUAUUUGUUUUGACGUUAGUUUUGUUUUAAUUUGUGUUGAAUUAUUGUGAAUCACAAUGGUCAAGUCUGGAAAAAGAAAGUUUGUAAAAAAGGAAAAAGCCAAAGUCCAUUUGAAAGUAUCACACAAGACACUACUACCCAAAGGACAAAAUGUGACCGAUACGAAUUUCAAAGUACGCAAAAUCGUGUUACACGGCCAACUAAAAGAACGCGGUGAGCAUGAGAUACUGUCCAAAGGAAACUUAAACAUUAAGGAAUUGCUGUCGAGAUUAAAUCAUCAUAACAUGUGGCAAAGGCAGUCUGGACUUGAAGGUCUUAUAGACUUAGUAGCUUCUUAUCCUCCGCAAACCAUGGCUGUUCACUUGUCUUCGUUCUUAGAAGCAGCUUCACGAUUAACACUCGAUUGUGAAGCGGACAUUCGUAAAUUAGCUGUCAAGUUAUUAUCGUCAAUAUUAACAGCUGUAGAUGAAGAACAGAUUGCUCCUUCUUUUGAAAUUGUCAUCAGAUAUUUGGCUUGUGCCAUGAGUCAUAUAAACUCGGCUGUAAGAGAAACGUCUCUUAACGUAUUGGAUGUUCUUAUUACUAAAAAUCCUAAACUUACAGCAAUUCAUUGUCAGACUGUAGUGUUGCCAGGGUUUUUAGAUUUAAUAUCUUCAAAACUAAGUGAUACAACUUCUCGGAAACUUACUGUACAAAUCAAUGAACAUACGACUACGAGCGUUUGGAGAUUAAAAGUAUUAAAUAGUCUACGUUCGUUGCUUAGUGCGAUUGUCAAAAACACUUCACUUGGAUCAGAAAAUUCUUCAGAUUUAAAUAGGACAGUCAAUUGGAAAGAUUCUUGUCGUUUGUAUGUUCCAUUGUACAAUUCAAUAAGUUUGAAAGCGGGUCCUUUGGAUUUCAAUAUUUUACAAAAAGCUGAAAAGAAUUCUUCAACAACAGAAAUACAAAAUUAUACAGCAUCAUUGAUGCCUCUUUUAAUCGAUACUUUCAUUGAAGUGGCUCCCAGUAAACGAGAAAAUAAAAACAAUUCAGAAAUUUCAUUACAAACAGCAUCAAUAUUAAAAUGUAUAUUGGAUAUUAUCCUUUUGCUAUGGAAAAUUUUUCAAAAUUCUGAUAAUCCAUCUGAAAUGAUGUCUUGGUUUAGUAUUAACUAUGGUCCUAAGAUUUGCCAAACAUUUAUAUCAACCGGUUUUCCAUAUAUUACACUCAACAGCGGUGGUCGUACUCCAGAUAAAGUCAAAAAGCACAAAACUGACACAGAUGUAGUUUUAGAUUUGUUUGGAGAUAGUACGGUACAAUCUGACAUAAAGUGUUCCAAACAAAAUAUAGACCUGUGUCUUAUAUAUUUUUUACUUAGUAAAUACAAAAUAUUACCAGUACCAGUCAAAAUUAUAUCUUUAUAUAUUAACAAUUCAUUAAAUUCAUACAAGUCAAUUGAUCAUCAAUCUUUUGUUGUGUUAAUGCAUUGUCUAGAAACUGUAUCAGACAAUAAUGAUUUAAUUAAACCAAAGGACUCGUUUGAUUUGAACUCUGUUGUAGAAAAAUUAGUUAAUAUUCACAAUGAAAUGGUAAUUACUGAUGGUCGUCAUCGUCAUGAGAAAACCAAGUUAGUGUUUAAUUUCUUGUGUUCAAUCACAUCAAAAACACAUUUGAAAAUAGCUGACGAAGUCGAAGAGUUUGGUAGCUGGCUGACUUUAUUACCAGAAUUUUUAUGUCAACGCAAAGUACCAUAUCAUUUAGCAAAAGCUCUAUCAAAUGUAUCAAGAUAUAAUUUACCACAGUUUACUAAAUCAUUAAACAUGUUAAAACCAGCAUUAUUGAACAAUGUUGACAUUGUAGCAGACAACAAAGCUGAUAAAAUAAAUGGUCAGACCUUAUUAAAAGAUAUGAUGUAUACACAAUGUGAUUGGGAAAGAGAAAUAGGACUUAUUAAUUAAUGUGUACUAACUAUUUUGUUAUUAAAAUUUCAGUUUUUAUACA
This is a messenger RNA of Aphis gossypii (cotton aphid), 2062 nucleotides long. Its product is annotated as testis-expressed protein 10. Bases 139 to 2019 code for a protein of 626 amino acids. Gene Ontology annotation, cellular component: nucleus; MLL1 complex. The record is from RefSeq and is a predicted model, not a curated record. The transcript has 9 exons. Lineage: Eukaryota; Metazoa; Arthropoda; Insecta; Hemiptera; Aphididae.